GUUGUAGUUGGGCUGGCCCCAACUUCUCUAGAAAAUUUCUCAACCUUAUCCAAGUUUAUAAUAUUUAUCUCAUGCUUGACACGAUUCAUCUAGAAUAUGGCACUUUAUCUAUGGCAUGACACAGUAAACAAUGAAUAUGACUUUGCCACAUGCCGGGCACUAGCACACUGGAGUCUGUGCUGUAGUUGGGCCAGCCAAACUACAGUACUCUAGCUCUGGUAGUACAGUUGGGAUGGGCCCAACUAGAGUUGGGACUGACGCUAUAGUUUGGGCGUAUAAAGAGCUGCUAGUGAGGUGAUUUGAGUCAUGGCCAGACAUCAACGGCUGCGUCAGCGAGGUAUUUUUGGCCUCCUCAAGCCAGCUGAACCCAUGUUCUUUUCAUUCCUACCCAAUGGGGCCCAAGAGUGGCCGUCAGAUGAUGAUGAUGCAGAUUCUGACUACAGUCCAGGUGGUGCAGUUCAUUAUGAUGAUGAAGAUGAACAAGAGGCUUGUUCCUCAAAACUCCAAACUCUGCCUAAAAAUACAAAGCCAAAAACUGGACCAUUAAAAGGAAGAGUAAACUCAGGGAAGAGACAGGAUGCCGAGGACACCAAAAGACAAAGACAAUCAGCCGUAAAAUCCUCUUCAAAGUCUGCAAGACCCAAAAAGAAAACAAGAAGGGAGACCAGAGCAUCUCUGGCUGCCAGCAGUAGUACAGAAACACAGGAGAUGGGGAGUACCGAUGAACUUGACACAUACAGUCCUGCGGGGUCAAGUUCUGAAGGUCAUCAGAUGUGGGGUCAGCGUUUACCCAUGAUUGUGCUUCAGCGCGUGUUUCAGUUUGUUGUGCAGGCAGAAGGAGCCAUCCCGUAUUUGUGUAGAGCAUGUCAAGUGUGCAGGCUCUGGAGAGAAGCAGCCAUUCACUCAUCGCUAUGGCAACAUAUGGAUCUUGCCAAUGGGCGAAUCAAGUGCGUGGACACCACUCUGCAGUGGUUGGCAGAGAACCGGUUGUCACAUCUUAAGUCCAUCAACCUCGGAGGUUGGUCCAAGCUGACCGAUAUCGGCUUGAAGGCUCUCGUGACUCACUGUUCCAAGUAUCUCACAUCCAUCUACCUCAAUGGUUGCAUCAAGUUAACUGCUACCUCUGUCUGCUUAUUAGUUGAUAACUGUCCAAUGCUUCACACCAUUGACUUGUCUCACACCAAUGCAGAUGUUGUCAGUAUUACAAGCAUGACGCAUAUUCUGCAGACAACAAGUGGUCACUUGCGCCUCUUGAAUCUCUCAGGUAACAGGCUGAAGAGAGCACCAAUCAUCCUGAAGUGCCUUAAGACACAUUGUAGUAACCUGGUCACCUUGAACAUCUCUAACUGCAAGUUCACCUCCGAUUUUCUGAUGCUGCACAUUGAGGAGUUACAGAGAGGAUGUCCUAGGCUAGAGGUCCUCCAUCUAGCUGGCUGCAUGGUGCGGGCCAGCCAAGUCUCCAGUAAGGUCCAAGCAGAAUCGACCGGUUUUCCUCAGCUGCAGGAGCUCAGCCUUUCUGUCAACACAAACGUGGUUAACGGUGGCAUAGCCAUAGAUGACAACAUGUUGUUCAGGCUGUUGGUUAAAUCACACCAACUCAAGCUACUAGACCUUAGGGGGUGUACCCACAUCACUGCAGUGGGAAUGCAGCGGCUCCCUGUGUAUGACCUUCAACAUUUGUUCAUCUCACAGUGUUCGGUGUCUCGGUACGAGGGCAUAGAGGCAAUUAUACACAAGUGGAGACACAGCCUGAUUGAGUUGGACUUGUCUUGGAACGUUUUCCCAGCAAUGGCCUUGGAUAUCGCCAUGAAGAAGUUAUCCAGUGUGCCCGGUCAGUCUGUCUUGAGGGUGAUCAACUUGGCUGGGACAUCUAUCACUGCCGAGAGAGUCAGAUCAAUCUUGGAAGGCUGCCCUUCCCUUGUCUCACUCCAUCUGGCUUCUUGCCGAGGCCUACCACGGGGAAUGAAACGCAGUUACCACGGUGACUGUUUGGUGCAAUUAAAAAGUGACCUCAAUGCGGCUCCAGCCAGCUCAUUAGAAUAUGUGGAAUAAUUUUUGCAAACAACUAGGGAAUUGAACAAUCCUAAAUGAACUGGCGCACUCCUUUCUGUACUGCCAACAUUUUGAGGCUGAUUCAGCAGUUAACCCUGUAAGAGCUGCUCUUGUCAUUUUCUUCAGCGUUACUGCACGUGUCUUUUCAGUGCUGAACUUUCAGGAGUUUUUCCAAUAUUGUCAAUAAUAUGCAAUCUCAGACAUGGCAUCAAGUGCCUUCCUAGAGCAAUAUUUUCACCUUAAAUUUCACUUAGUGAGAUUUGAACAAGCUCUCAACAUUCCCAUUUUUAAAUCUUGAGAUGAUUUAGCCAAAGUUCCAAUGAAAUUCUGUUUUUGCCAAAGUUUCCCCCUUUUUCCCCGAUGUUUCUUGAAGGGUGUAUAGUAAAGAAUCUGCAUCAAAUAUCCUAGAAAUAUCAAUGAUCUGGUCUAGAAACUGUUUAUAUGGUGUGCAUGUUUAAUAUAAUACUAAAUGUAGUGGGGACAUUUAAAGGUGAUAUCCACUAUAAAAUCACUUGAUUUCUUAUUAACUAUAAGAUACGCCGUAGUCUGGACUAUGGUCAUAGAUAUAUUUUUAUAACUUAUGAAUUUGGGACUUGUUUCUUUUAACUUGGGGUAUUUUCAUUCCAAAAACCUCCAACUUGUGAACCUAGUUUGCCUGGAGGUGGGCAGCUAUAUAAUACAUUAUUCAGACCUGAACGUAAAGUGUAUUGUCUUCGGGCUAUAUUUAGGGAACGGGCAAAUGAAAAGUGUUUCAUGGCUAACACUGAUAAGAACAAAACUGAUCUUUGUGUCCAUAAUCUUGAAUUUCUAGUGAAACACACAAGGCCAACCUAUUCGUGAGGGUCACCAGGUUGCAGUCUUUCUUUCCGCGGUUUUCUGUGGGGCGCACAUUUAGUAUAGUGCAACCCACAAGAGAUGCUGUGUGCUUGCACUGAUGUGCAUCAAGAGAUCAAAGUAGCAAUCCCUUGCUUAAACAGCACUGUUACUGAUUUUAAAAGGUCAUUUUGAAGCUUGCCUAUUGCAGCUAUAUGUCGAGCUUUCCUCAGCAGAGUUGAGAAAUUCCCACAAUUAUAUAGGGUGGUACCACAUGGAAAUUGGACUAGGACAUUUUUUUAAUUGGUGUACAUAUAGGCUGUAGUUUAGUUCAUUAAACAGUUGUCACCAGAGGACAUGUAACUGAUCGGGCUACUGAUAGUCCUUGAGGUGUCGAAACAUGAACCUGGCUGCUGUACACAUUGCAGGGCCUUGCAGUAUUACAGAUCACGAGCUCUUGAUAAUGUGGCACAAAUACUGGUACAAAUGACUUGUAACAUGUUCAGGAGUGAAUAUUUGUUACCUGUACUGUAGUCAUACAUGUGUUUGAAAAGUCAUUUUGCUAUUUUGGAAAGUCAGAUUUUCAGAUAAAAUGAGACUGUCAUUUUGAACUGAUAUUGCAAUAAAAGAACCAACAGAUAGGAA
Acanthaster planci (crown-of-thorns starfish) is the source of this 3510-nucleotide messenger RNA. It is a transcript of the gene fbxl6, whose product is annotated as F-box and leucine rich repeat protein 6. The record is from RefSeq and is a predicted model, not a curated record. Gene Ontology annotation, molecular function: protein binding. Gene Ontology annotation, cellular component: SCF ubiquitin ligase complex. Lineage: Eukaryota; Metazoa; Echinodermata; Asteroidea; Valvatida; Acanthasteridae. Gene Ontology annotation, biological process: SCF-dependent proteasomal ubiquitin-dependent protein catabolic process.